UUUAUCACCAGGAAGCUAUAGGUCCAUGUGUGGGUUUUGAUUGAUGUCUCGUCUGGAAGAGUUUGCUUCUUACUGAAAUUCCACUGCAUUGCUCAGAUAGGUUAUCUCCUGUGCUUCCUGACGCAAGCAUUGCAUGUGCCCCAGGCUAUGGUGAUUUCCAGUUGUUCUAAAGCUUGGGCUGAGCUACUGGGAUGUGGCAGUCAGCUCUCCGGGCUGCUUUGCCACAGCAGUAUCUGGAUGUCUGUAUGCCAGUUUAUAGGUGGUUUAGAAAUGGAAAUAUAUUGGUCAAUGUAGUUUCAUUAGCUUAUAUGGUGACUGGAAGGCAGCUAUCACUUUCAUAUGUGGUUGAUGUAAUUAGCCAACCAUCUAGAGCAACAUUUCUUUUGCAAGUGCCUUUGUUUCCUUAAAAUGCAGAAUAAGGAAUGAAUUAAAAUCUGUUGCUGUAUUACUGUAAGCCCCAUGUAAGAGGUGCCCUGUAAGAAGUGCCAAACCCAACUCAGUAAAAGGAAAAGCCAGAGGAUUGGUUUGAAGGGCAGGUGCUCAGCUGGGGAAAGUGUCCGAGUGUGAGUGAGAGCAGAAGCCACAGAUGCAGUCCAGGUGAGGGCGUCUGCCAGCCUCAGGCGAGCAAAGGCUUCCCUCCAGGAACCGAAACCAGCGCAAACCAGGAAGCAAAGAGAAAUAUUCAGGCUGUCCACGUCAGAGACUGCUAAGGAAACAGGCAGGUCAGCUUAGUUAAUCAUUAGCAGAACAGACUUUACAGGCGUUCACUGCUGAUCAGAUGACAGGACCCUAUCUGAGAUAAGAAAACACCCAUCCCAAAUAAUAAGAGUUGAGAAGCCUCCCGUGCUCAGAUGUUCUGACUUUGUUGUUUUGCUGUGGGAGAAGAGGCUCCAUGCUCCCCCAUGGUUCCCGGAGCUCAGCCUAGCACAACUUUCCUGUUCUGAAGAGGAAGUGAGAAAUUCCCUCCACAUGUGCUCCAGCACUGGAAUAUUCAGGUUUCAGUCCCGAUCCAGGAGCUGCCUAUAAUGAGCUCUCAGUGGUCCUCAGAGAGAAGCUGCCAGCUGUGCCAAGAGUUGUUUCAUUUUGUGCCUUAGCAGGAGGGAGAGAAGAAAUCCUGCAAAAUGCUAAAAUGUUGAUGGGGCAAAAAUUGGUCUAAGGGUAUUGCAACUGGGAAAACAGAAAGAAAACUAGAAGCAGAGGAAGGCACAAGGAAACAGGAUGGGAAACUUUUGUCAGAAGCACUGCGCUUGUUUGGAACCCUACGUCCCAUUCUUAUUCCCAGGGAGAGAUGGUGAGCAGAAUGAGAAAGCUGGCCAAGUCUUCACCAACUUUGCUGUGGUAAAAGAUGACUGCCAAGCAGGACAGAAUGACAGAGAGAGUAAGAUAAAACAGAAACCUUUACCUCCACUGCCUGGCCAGCAUCUGGUGAAUAUUUGCACAUUUGUGGCACUCUUCGACUACGAGGCUCGCACUGAGGAGGACUUGAGCUUCCACGCUGGGGAUAAGCUUAAAGUGCUGGAUGCAUCCCAUGAGGGCUGGUGGUAUGCUAGGCUUCUCCUGCCAACAGGCUCAGUCUGUCCUGGCCGCAAGCUCCAGGGCUACAUCCCUGCCAACUACAUAGCUGCUGACCAGAGCAUCCAAGCUGAGCCAUGGUUUUUUGGCCCAAUCAAAAGAGCAGAUGCCGAGAGACAGCUGUCAAGUCCUGGAAACCAGGCAGGAGCCUUCCUAAUCCGAGAAAGCGAAAGUCUAAAAGGCGAAUACUCACUUUCAGUUUUUGAUGGUGUGUCUGUAAAGCACUACAGGAUCAGAAAGCUGGAUGAAGGAGGCUUUUUCCUAAGCAGAAGGAAAACUUUCAAAACUCUGAAUGAGUUUGUUGACUAUUAUAGUAAGAACAGUGAUGGCCUCUGCGUCGUGCUUGGAAAGCCAUGCCCAAAGGUACAAAUUCCCACUACUUUUGAUUUGUCAUAUAAAACUGUUGAUCAGUGGGAGAUAGACCGAAAAUCUCUGAAUUUUUUGAAAAAAUUAGGAUCUGGCCAGUUUGGUGAGGUAUGGGAAGGACUGUGGAAUAAUACCACCCCCGUGGCAAUCAAAACACUAAAACCAGGUUCAAUGGAUCCAAAAGACUUUCUGAGGGAAGCACAAAUAAUGAAGAACUUGAGACAUCCAAAGCUUAUACAGCUUUAUGCUGUCUGCACUUUGGAGGACCCAAUUUACAUUAUUACUGAGCUGAUGAGAUAUGGAAGUCUUCUCGAAUACCUUCAAAAAGAUGCAGGCUCCCAAAUCUUCCUGCCACAUCAGAUAGACAUGGCUGCUCAGGUGGCUUCGGGGAUGGCUUACCUUGAAUCUCAAAACUAUAUCCAUCGGGAUCUGGCAGCCAGGAAUGUUCUUGUUGGUGAACACAGUGUUUACAAAGUGGCAGACUUCGGACUUGCAAGAGUUUUUAAGGUGGAAAAUGAAAACAUAUAUGAAGCUAGGCCUGAAACAAAACUUCCAGUGAAAUGGACAGCCCCAGAGGCAAUCCGGUACAACAAAUUCAGCAUUAAGUCAGAUGUCUGGUCAUUUGGAAUACUUCUGUUUGAAAUAAUCACCUAUGGGAAGAUGCCUUAUGCUGGGAUGCCAGGACACCAGGUGGUCCAGAUGCUGGACAAGGGGUACCGACUUCCUCAGCCAAAGACCUGCCCGGUGCCUCUCUAUGAGCUGAUGCUGCAGUGCUGGAGUGCAGAGGCAGGUGGGCGCCCCACCUUUGAGGCCCUCUGUGGGCAGCUUGAGUGCUACUUUGAGGCCGACUCCUCUGCCUAUGCCCAUGCCCAGGCUUGGUGAAAUGAACCCCCAGGCAGGGACGGAAGGACAGACCCUACUAGCAUGGCUGUGGAAUCAGCCUGAGCCCAGAUGUGGAGAUUCUUAGGGAGUGCUGAGGAAUUCUGGUAUGUUUUCCUCCCUGUGCUGGUACUCAGACAGUUCAAAUUCUUGCUGCUAGCAAGUGUUUUGUGAGACAAAGCAUCAGGGACCUGGAGGGGUGGGGGCUUCUAAAAAUUAAAAUGUCUUCUAUUUAUUUUUUAAACACCAAAUUGCAAGAAUGAACAAAUGAAAUGAGUGUUGCUCGAUAACCACUGUAGUGUUUUGUCAUUUUUCUGUUGGAAUGAUUAUUUGCUGCUCCUUAGAUUUUUUGUUCCUACCAUGUUGUUCUCAUGAAGGAAUGUGAUGACUCUGCACAGCAGGAUCUGUGCUUCCAAUGACCUCUCACUGUAAAAUAAUAUAAAAAUAAUAGCGUGAUGGUGAUGAUGGCAGAAUCCAGAUUAAUUGCCCUGCUUAGACUGUACCUGUGCUUUGCUAUAUCAGAAAAUAAAACAGAUGUUCAUGGGAGAAAAGGAAUUAUUUUGUGCUGUGGAUGCAAAGAAUGAUUCUUUUUAAUUUGUUUACUGUUCCUCUUUCACAAGAGUAAAUAUUAUUAGAUUUAAAAGCUGCUUGUUCUUAGUAUUAUUAAAUAAUGCCAUGGAACUGGUGAAUUACUGUCCACUGAGGUGUAAGGAUUUGUUUUGUAGUUCUUCAUUUUAGGGAUAUUGGAGGAAAGGAUAUUUUAACAUGAACUCAAGACUGCCUUAGCCUUCUACAGUGACACCCUUUCCCAUCCUGCUGCCAAAAUCACAGACCCUUUCCAACAGGACAAGACCCAGGGCAGAUCUAGGUAUUUUGCAGAGCAACUAGCAAUCCAUGGUUCCAUAUUCUCCAGAUGAAACUUUAAUAAAGGAGGUUUAAAUAAUAGAUGGUCCAUUUUAUUUUGUUCCAUGGGGAAAUGGAGCCCAAGUGCUUCUGCUAACAGUCUUUACAGCUACAGAUUUUAGAAUAUUUUUGCAGUUUGUCUAAUUUACUACAAUAUUGGUUCUGCUAAAAUCUGGUAUCACUCUGCCAGUUUUAUGUUCGCAGUUAGGUUUAGAGAACCAAGGUUUAAUUAUUUACUUAUGAUGCACAAGUUAAUUAUUUAACAACAUAAUCCAGGAAUUAAUAGCUGUAUUGUGCUAACAUAGUGUGAGCUCAGUAUGAGUGGUCUACCAUUUUCUUUUCAUAUAAAAAAAGGGUAUAAAUAAAUGAAAAGAUUCAUUACUUUAAA
This is a messenger RNA of Pezoporus occidentalis (night parrot), 4108 nucleotides long. RefSeq names its product fyn related Src family tyrosine kinase (gene FRK). Gene Ontology annotation, biological process: innate immune response; protein phosphorylation; cell surface receptor protein tyrosine kinase signaling pathway. Lineage: Eukaryota; Metazoa; Chordata; Aves; Psittaciformes; Psittacidae. Gene Ontology annotation, cellular component: extrinsic component of cytoplasmic side of plasma membrane. The transcript has 8 exons. Bases 1219 to 2820 code for a protein of 533 amino acids. Gene Ontology annotation, molecular function: ATP binding; signaling receptor binding; non-membrane spanning protein tyrosine kinase activity. The record is from RefSeq and is a predicted model, not a curated record.